GUAUUGAUUGCAGUGUCUUUUGCUGUUUGUGCAUGAUGACAUCAACUCUCUGAACGUGCACAUUUCACUGAGCAACGUUGCGGUGACAACAAAUGUAUGGUCGCACGUCCAUUCCCGCAUUGCUAGUUCUUUCAUGCGAAUUCACCCAUUCAAAUCAACACGACGAAGAGGUAGCCUCAAUAUAUCAUGCGUAUUCACUAUUAUUGUUUAGCCAGCUUCAAGCUAUCUACGCUUCUACCUGUGGGAAAACAUUUUGUCGUGUAGGGCACUAUCUUACGCCUCGAAAGUCGCUGAACUCAAAGAGGAUCACACGCAAAUUGAUGCGCUUGGAUAGACUUCAGGUAUCCACCUCGCCAUCAUCACAGGCGGACAUGUCUCCCAAGGUUAUGGCACGGCCUCCACACAUAGCAUCCUUUCUGCGCCAUACUUUCCGAUCAGAGUCUAGCGGUCCCACUGCUUCUUUCGAGCUACUUACCACCUUCGCUCUGUCCCUUCGAACACGUCUCACUGUCCUCUGCAGGGCCUCGUAUGAUGGGCUACGAGGUAUCAAAAUAUUCGAUAGCAGCGUCCAGCCCUGCAAAUACUCACAGGCAAUGUUAUUUUCUCUGAGCAGGACUUUGCGGGGUUCCGAAAGGCCUUUUGAGGUGCCCUCGAGGGUGCUUCAGCGGACAUCAAGUAGCUUUAUAAAUGACCCACCAGGAUCUCGAUAUCUGGUCAUCCUAACAAGAGAUCAUGACAUUCCGAGCCCAGCGCCCACUGCCAGUGGAAAAAGAACGUAUCUUCUUUCAUAUCUGCACUCAUUAUAUUGCAGACUCCUACCCAAGGCUUUGAUCUCUACGAAAAUGGUGCCGGUGCAGCCAGAAUCCAUUCGCCGAUACUACAGUGUCGUUGGCGGAAAUCGGGCCGGUCUGCAAAAUUUGUUGUGCCUGGGCCACGGCAUGGAACAGGUGGCAGAACAGGUGUCUGACAAAACUCAAAAGCGGAGACUUCCGGAGAUAUAAUUGAUAACAGCAACGAAUUCUGCAAUAGAGCACAAAACUGAAGCAAGUUGACUCAAGUACUGACUUUAUGUCACACACACCAUGUGUGACAGUCUGUCUGGCCCAAAUAGCAGAGUUGGUGAGACCCAACAUGCAUCUGGAAGAACUUUCCUUCUCUCAGUGCGCAGAAAGUGGGUCAGUGGCCCACGUCAUGCAUCAUCUUGGCUCAUGUUUUUUUUUCACUCGGACUACCAACUUACAUCAGGCCGACUUCCAAAUAAAUAGCUUCAUAAUCGAUAUCAUAUCGUUAUGGCCCGGUCAUCCGAUCAACUGCGUUCAUCACAGAUUUCGACGAAUCACGGCGGCUACGGUGACUAACUAGGACCCAGAUCAAACAUGUGCUAGUGGAU
Molecule: messenger RNA, 1390 nt
Organism: Suillus fuscotomentosus
Lineage: Eukaryota; Fungi; Basidiomycota; Agaricomycetes; Boletales; Suillaceae
Exons: 3
Coding region: 93-1001 (302 amino acids)
Source: RefSeq, a predicted model, not a curated record